Molecule: messenger RNA, 1882 nt
Organism: Megalops cyprinoides (Indo-Pacific tarpon)
Lineage: Eukaryota; Metazoa; Chordata; Actinopteri; Elopiformes; Megalopidae
Product: tubulin alpha chain-like
Exons: 4
Coding region: 159-1508 (449 amino acids)
Biological process (GO): mitotic cell cycle; microtubule cytoskeleton organization
Cellular component (GO): cytoplasm; microtubule
Molecular function (GO): structural constituent of cytoskeleton; GTP binding
Source: RefSeq, a predicted model, not a curated record
CUCAGUGCUCGGGACUCGGUAUAUAAACCCAGCUGCCAAAAUCCUUGCACAAUUUACUCACGGAGACCACAUUGAGGGCGCGCUGUGAGGAGUUGCGUAGAGAAUUCACGUUGCCGUAAUCUUUUUUAUACUUAAAAACAGACCAAUACAGAAGUAAAAUGCGCGAGUGUAUCUCUGUUCACGUCGGUCAGGCAGGUGUCCAGAUGGGCAAUGCAUGCUGGGAAUUGUAUUGCCUGGAACAUGGGAUUCAGCCUGAUGGACAGAUGCCCAGUGACAAGAGUGUUAGAGGAGGAGACGACUCCUUCACCACCUUUUUCAGUGAGACUGGUGCUGGGAAAUAUGUUCCUCGUGCCAUCUUUGUUGACCUGGAGCCCACCGUCAUCGAUGAGGUCCGCACAGGAAGCUACCGCCAGCUGUUCCACCCAGAGCAGCUCAUCUCUGGUAAGGAGGAUGCUGCCAACAAUUACGCCCGCGGGCACUACACCAUCGGCAAGGAGAUCAUUGAUUCAGUUCUGGACCGGAUCCGCAAACUGGCUGACCAGUGCACCGGGCUCCAAGGUUUCCUGGUCUUCCACAGUUUCGGUGGUGGCACUGGCUCGGGGUUCACCUCCCUGCUGAUGGAGCGUCUCUCUGUUGACUUCGGGAAGAAGUCCAAGCUGGAGUUUGCCAUAUACCCAGCUCCCCAGGUGUCCACAGCUGUGGUGGAGCCCUACAACUCCAUUCUGACCACCCACACCACCCUGGAGCACUCCGACUGUGCCUUCAUGGUGGACAAUGAGGCCAUUUACGACAUCUGCCGCAGAAACCUGGACAUCGAGCGUCCAUCCUACACCAACCUUAAUAGGCUUAUUAGCCAGAUUGUGUCCUCUAUCACAGCCUCCCUGCGCUUCGAUGGAGCCCUGAAUGUGGACCUGACAGAGUUCCAGACCAACUUGGUGCCCUAUCCCCGUAUCCACUUCCCACUGGCCACCUACGCCCCAGUGAUCUCUGCUGAGAAGGCCUACCAUGAGCAGCUGUCUGUGGCUGAAAUCACCAAUGCCUGCUUUGAGCCAGCCAAUCAGAUGGUUAAAUGUGACCCUCGCCAUGGCAAGUACAUGGCCUGCUGCCUGCUGUACCGUGGUGACGUGGUGCCCAAAGAUGUCAAUGUAGCCAUUGCUGCCAUCAAGACCAAGCGCACCAUUCAGUUUGUGGACUGGUGCCCCACAGGCUUCAAGGUUGGCAUCAACUACCAGCCCCCCACUGUGGUGCCCGGGGGAGACCUGGCCAAGGUGCAGAGGGCCGUGUGCAUGCUGAGCAACACCACCGCCAUCGCUGAGGCCUGGGCCCGUCUGGACCACAAGUUUGACCUGAUGUACGCCAAGCGUGCCUUCGUUCACUGGUACGUGGGAGAGGGCAUGGAGGAGGGAGAGUUCUCCGAAGCUCGAGAAGACAUGGCCGCCCUGGAGAAGGACUACGAAGAGGUGGGGAUCGACUCCUUCGAGGAAGAUGAAGAGGGAGAAGAGUAUUAGGCGGAGGGUUGUGGGUGGAGCCAAAGUGGAAGAAGACUUGCUAGAUCCUGUGAAAGCCAAAGUAAACCUCAGUGGAUAAAGGUGGUGAAAAGGACAGUUAAGGGCCAUGUUCUACUACCCUUUUAUAGCCCAUUUUGUCCUUCAUCUCCUCAUUUCCAGAGCCUUCAUACAAGACGUCUCACUUCCGUGUCUACCUUAAAUAGCGCGGGUACAGUGUGGAAAAUCAAGUGGUUUAUCUGGAUGUGCCCAUACUCUGUGCUCAUGGUUAUCCAAUGGGUAGACAGUGUCUCUCCCAGAUACGAGUCUCAUAGGCAAAAUGAUUAUGAAUCCCAUCUUAAAAAGCACCAUGUUCAAUAAAAGGUAUUCCAAACACA